This is a messenger RNA of Limanda limanda (common dab), 1391 nucleotides long. It is a transcript of the gene ppcdc, whose product is annotated as phosphopantothenoylcysteine decarboxylase. The record is from RefSeq and is a predicted model, not a curated record. Gene Ontology annotation, molecular function: phosphopantothenoylcysteine decarboxylase activity; FMN binding. NCBI's taxonomy places the organism in Eukaryota, Metazoa, Chordata, Actinopteri, Pleuronectiformes, Pleuronectidae. Gene Ontology annotation, biological process: coenzyme A biosynthetic process. The transcript has 5 exons. The coding region runs from base 135 to 788 and encodes 217 amino acids. Gene Ontology annotation, cellular component: phosphopantothenoylcysteine decarboxylase complex.
UAGUCACAGCUGUAUGUUGUGCUCUCCUGUGAUUGGCCGGCUGCGAAUGUUUACGGAAGCGCUGACGUGGAGGUGGUUUUACGGGACCACCACACAGCCCGAGCCCCAGGAGGUCUUCCAGUCCACGGGCCAACAUGCAGGCUGAGGAGCACGGCUGUCGGCCAGUCACUGAUUUGGUGAGAUCACCCGGGACCUUCCGGGUACUUGUUGCGGUGACCGGAAGCGUCGCAUCAUUGAAGCUGCCUCUGCUGGUCUCCCAGCUUCUCCAGCUCUCUGGGGUGAGCUGCUCCACUUCUGUUCCCUUCGUGGAAGUAAGAGUCGUUACUACGGAGCAUGCCAAGCACUUCUUCAACCCUGAAGACAUUUCUGUAAAAAUCUACAGCGACAAGGAUGAGUGGGAGCUGUGGACAGAGAGGACUGACCCUGUGCUCCACAUUGAGCUCAGGCGCUGGGCAGACCUUCUUCUCAUUGCUCCCCUGGAUGCCAACACGCUUGGAAAGAUUGCUAAUGGCAUUUGUGACAAUCUGGUGACGUGUGUGGUGAGAGCCUGGGAUACCACUCGACCUCUCCUCUUCUGCACUGCGAUGAAUACAGCUAUGUGGCAGCAUCCCAUAACAGCCCAGCAGGUAUCCAGGCUGAAAGAGUUUGGAUAUGUGGAAAUCCCCUGCAUAUUUAAGAAGUUAGCGUGUGGAGAUGAAGGUAAAGGCGGCAUGGCAGAGGUGUCAACUAUUGUCGCUGUUGUGAAGCAGUAUCUUCAGAGAACAGAUGAGUCAUCUGAGAAAGCAUGAACGCCACUUCGUGUAGCAGUAACGUGCCGACAAAGACCAAUUUCAGUCACCACGAUGACCUGUCUUCAAAAUACCACUCACCUCAUGACUUGUCCUCUUGCGAUGGCGUGAACCGACGGUCAUUCAUUUGCAUAUCUUUGACUCUUUCGUUGUUCCCCUUUUCGACAGUGACAUGUUUAUCUCCAAUUUUCAUUAAAAUGGAUAAUGUUCCAUUUCUGUAUGCAAAGCAAUAUUUCAUUGAUGACUUCAUGAAGCUGACACACAUGAGCUGAGAAAUGCAGUUCGGGCUUUUACAGUGUGUUUACAGUCUAAAUGUCUGUCUGCCACACAGAUCUCCAACUCCAAGAAUGUUCACUAUGCAUGUCAUCCUUGUUUCACAGAGAAAGAAGCUGGUUAGGAAACAGUGCCUUGAAAGAGUGUGUAGUAAUGUGCUCCUUGGAGGAAGCUUGAUCAAUACAGAAAUUAUCAAUGCAGUUAUGGUCACUGUGGUUGUAGCUUUUCCCAUUGGAAUUGUGUCUUUUAUAACAGAAGGAUGAAUGUAAAUGUUGUCAUUAUUAAAAGUAAAGUACAAAACACUGGAUUAAAAAUACUGUUUACAAAGUU